AAUCCAGCCAAUCAUCACUGCUUACGCGAUACUCCGAAAGCGGACAGACGAUCAUGUGGGCGGUGAAGCAACCUGAUGAGGGGCACUGCCCAAAGGAGCCUAGCGAAGCGGCAGAAAAGCGUCCCGCUCCCGAUAAUUUUUGGCAGGAAAAUCUUUCCUUUGAGAAUUGCGGGGGAAGAAGAUAUCCGUCGUGAAAUUCGUUCUUUUGACGUCCUGAGGCUGGCUGGUCUUGCAGUCUAGAUUAGAUACCGAGACUUGAGUUCCGCACUCGUUCGUCAGAGUACGAUUUCGUUUUCCCAAUUUUGAAAAAAAAGAAAGUGACGGUUUAUCUUUCCCGGUCAUAACUCCCUUCGUCAUGGCUGCUGCUACUAACAAUGCUGAGGCCGCGCCUCACGAGACUUUCGAUACGAUCUUGACGCUGGAUUUUGGGUCGCAGUAGUAUGUUUCCUCUCUGGGUGAUUUUGCUAUCCUAUCUGGGUGAUUUAUUUAUGCGAUUUACUUCAAAUGCGGCUGGCUGGACUUCAUACGACUCCUUCGUGACAUGCUCUGACUCACUGAUCUUUCAUAGUACUCACCUUCUGACCAGAAGGCUCCGUGAGAUCAAUGUCUACUCUGAAAUGCUGCCCUGCACCCAAAAGCUGGCCGAUCUGGGAUGGAAGCCAUCUGGUAUCAUCCUGUCUGGCGGCCCGUACUCCGUCUACGAGGAGAACGCCCCGCACGUCGACCCGGCUUUCUUCGAACUCGGUGUCCCCAUCCUGGGAAUCUGCUACGGACUGCAGGAGAUCGCCUACCGAUUGGACAAGACCAACGUCGUCGCUGGUGUCAAGAGAGAAUAUGGCCAUGCUGACCUGAAGGCCACCAGAUUCGGUGCCAAGGUCGACCCCCUGUUCGAAGGUAUUGCUGGUGAUAUGACCGUGUGGAUGUCCCACGGUGACAAGCUGUCUAAGCUGCCCGAGGGAUUCCACGUCGUUGGUACCACGCAGAACUCCGAGUUCGCUGCCAUUGUCCAUGACACCAAGCCCGUGUACGGUGUGCAGUUCCACCCCGAGGUCACCCACACCACGCACGGUACUCAGCUGCUCAAGAACUUCGCGGUUGGCAUCUGCGGCGCCAGGCAGAAUUGGACUAUGGCUGAGUUUAUCGGUCAGGAGAUCAACAAGAUCCGCAGCCUGGUUGGUCCUGAGGGUCAGGUCCUCGGUGCCGUUAGCGGUGGUGUUGACUCUACUGUUGCUGCUAAGCUGAUGAAGGAGGCUAUUGGCGAUCGCUUCCAUGCUGUGCUGGUCGACAAUGGAUGCAUGCGUCUGAACGAGUGCGAGCAGGUCAAGAAGACUCUGAGUGAAGAGCUCGGUAUCAACCUCGUGGUGGCCGAUGCCGGUGACCAGUUCCUGGAGGGCCUGAAGGGUGUUGAAGACCCCGAGGCCAAGAGGAAGUUCAUCGGUGGAAAGUUCAUCGAUGUCUUUGAGGAGGAGGUCAAGAAGCUCGAGGCGCAGAACUCUGGAAAGAUCCAGUGGUUCUUGCAGGGAACUCUCUACCCUGAUGUUAUUGAAAGUCUGAGCUUCAAGGGUCCUAGUGCGACCAUCAAAACGCACCACAACGUCGGUGGUCUGCCCAAGCGGAUGACAGAGGGCCAGGGUCUCAAGCUGAUUGAGCCUCUGCGCGAGCUGUUCAAGGACGAGGUCCGAGAACUGGGCAGACAGCUCGGUAUCUCUCCUGAGCUUGUUGGCAGACACCCCUUCCCCGGUCCCGGCCUCGCCAUUCGCGUGCUUGGCGAAGUGACCAAGGAGAAGGUCCGCAUGGCCCGUGAGGCCGACCACAUCUUCAUCUCGAUGAUCCGCGAGGCUGGUCUCUACGACGAGAUCGCCCAGGCCUAUGCCGCUCUGGACCUGUCGAAGGCCGUCGGUGUCAUGGGCGACAAGCGUGUGUACGGCCACAUUGUCAUCCUGCGCGCCGUGUGCACGACCGAUUUCAUGACUGCCAUUCCUUACCCCUUCAGCCACGAGUUCCUCACCAAGGCCUCGACGCGCAUCAUUAACGAAGUGCACGGCGUUUGCAGAGUUGCGUACGAUUACUCUCAGAAGCCCCCUGCUACCAUCGAAAUGGAGUAAGAGUAAAUUUCUGAACCAAUAGGCAUCACCAUCCAUCACUUUCUGUGGAUAUAAAAUAUAACCGGGAAAGAGGGACCAUUCAAAGGAGCGGAGAUUAUUUGUUUAUUUCGGAGUUCAGUUGUUUUUUUUUUUAUUUAUAUCGUUAUUAUUCAUGCAUAGAGAACCAAUCUGCAUUGCUUAUGAGAAAAUUUAUGUCUUCGAGGAAUCAUGCAGA
Messenger RNA from Paecilomyces variotii, 2319 nucleotides. RefSeq lists its product as hypothetical. The record is from RefSeq and is a predicted model, not a curated record. Gene Ontology annotation, molecular function: GMP synthase (glutamine-hydrolyzing) activity; ATP binding; GMP synthase activity. The coding region runs from base 441 to 2105 and encodes 554 amino acids. NCBI's taxonomy places the organism in Eukaryota, Fungi, Ascomycota, Eurotiomycetes, Eurotiales, Thermoascaceae. Gene Ontology annotation, biological process: GMP biosynthetic process. The transcript is spliced from 2 exons. Gene Ontology annotation, cellular component: cytosol.